UAGUGCGGCCCACACUAGCUAGCUGAACUUGAAAGAAGAAGACAUUUCUACAUACUGGUUAGCUUGAUGUCUGGGCUAAAUCGAUGUAGCCAUUUGUGUUGUUCCUUUAGAUCUAGCUUAUUGUGGUUGUAUUUGAUUUGCAUGCUGUAGUUUUUUGUCUAAGUCCGUCCGUCAAGAGCGGCGUUGUUGUUGCUGAUGUUGUUAGCCAGAAUACAGUUAGCUGGCUAAAUAGCUAGCUAGCCUCUGCGUUCAUUUCGCUGGCCUACAUUUUCCUAUCAAGAUGCCGCUGGGUUUGAAACCAUGUUGCGCUGUCUGCAAAACAAACUCAUCGUCUAUGUGGAAAAAGGGAAACCAAGGAGAGAUCCUGUGCAAUAACUGUACGGGGAAGAGCACCAGCAGUGGAGCAUCUGGACCGUCUGCGUCCUCCAACACACAGCAGAAUAAUGUCGGGGGCAAGCAGUCUAAACAAGAGAUCCACAGGAGAUCAGCACGGUUGAGGAGCACCAAGUACAAAAACCCUGCUACCGAAAAAAAGGUCUCUACCAAAGGAAAAGGAAGAAGACACAUCUUCAAACUAAAAAAUCCAAUCAAAGCACCAGAAUCUGUUUCCACUAUCAUCACAUCAGAAUCAGUCUUUUAUAAGGGUGUGUAUUAUCAGAUAGGAGAUGUCAUCAAAGUUACAGAUGAGGAUGAUGGGAGGCCAUACUAUGCACAGAUCAGAGGUUUUGUCCAGGACCAAUACUGUGAGAAAAGUGCAGCCUUGACUUGGUUGAUACCAACCCAGGCCAGUCCUAAGGACCUGUUUGAUCCUGCCACUUACAUUGUUGGUCCAGAGGAGGAUUUUCCCAGGAAGAUGGAGUACCUGGAGUUUGUGUGCCACGCCCCCUCGGAGUACUUCAAGUCCAGGAGCUGUCCUUUCCCCACCAUUCCUAUCCGUCCAGAGAAAGGCUACAUCUGGACCCAUAUUGGACCCACGCCAGCCAUCGCUAUCAAAGAAUCUUUUGGCAACAGCAAUUAGCUGCUGGGGCAUUUACCAUAAAGAUAUUAACUUUGUCUGUUAGCUUGCUAACGGACGUAUGUACAUUUUUGUAAUAUAAUGGAGACAAGUUUUAGACUGUAUAAGACACAUUAUUAGUCUUUGAAUAUGGAAACUGGUUUGUAAACAUCCACAAUCUAAAUGUAACAUCUUGAACAGUAUGAUAACUACCCAUGAAAUGAUCAUCCAGAGGUGACACCAUCAAACAUGGGAUUGACUUUUAUAUUCAGUAAUGUGGAAAAUAUGUUUUCAAAAGCUUUGUUUACUAGAAUGCUUUUAAAACAAUCAACUUAAUUUUCUUUAGACAUCUGUGUCAUUCAUGUGAAGUGUUUAACGAAUAUUAGAUCGAGACCAACUAACAUUUUUAAAUAAAGAACAUUUAUUUAGAAAUAAGC
This is a messenger RNA of Oncorhynchus keta (chum salmon), 1431 nucleotides long. Its product is annotated as GATA zinc finger domain-containing protein 1-like. The record is from RefSeq and is a predicted model, not a curated record. NCBI's taxonomy places the organism in Eukaryota, Metazoa, Chordata, Actinopteri, Salmoniformes, Salmonidae. The transcript is spliced from 5 exons. The coding region runs from base 281 to 1018 and encodes 245 amino acids. Gene Ontology annotation, biological process: regulation of DNA-templated transcription; chromatin organization. Gene Ontology annotation, molecular function: sequence-specific DNA binding; zinc ion binding. Gene Ontology annotation, cellular component: nucleus.